AUGGAGGGGACUGACAACCAGGGUGCAGGAGAACAAGGCAGACCAGUGAGACAGAAGCUGUAUCGGGGUAUAGACCACAAUUCCGCAGGAGCCCUCCUCGCCAAAGACGGCCCAGAGAAGGUGGUCAUGGAGGUCAGGAAAACCAAGGAGAUGAGACCUAAUGUAAGCAGUCACCUCAACAUGAGCACCUUUAAUGACCAACACAGACGCCAAGAAAAUCCCAAAGAACAAGAUGGCAAAGGGACAAAAGCAGCUGCUCCCCCAGCUGAGAGUCCUUCCCCUCCCGAGGCUGAGCGGGCAGGCCGGGGAAAUGCAGGCUCUCCAUCGCCACCACCAGCUGGGGAGAUGCAGGUUCACCAUCACCACCACCAGCUGGGGAGAUGCAGGCUCUCCAUCGCCACCACCAGCUGGGGAGAUGCAGGCUCACCAUCGCCACCACCAGCUGGGGAGAUGCAGGCUCUCCAUCGCCACCACCAGCUGGGGAGAUGCAGGCUCACCAUCGCCACCACCAGCCGGGGAGAUGCAGGCUCUCCAUCGCCACCACCAGCCGGGGAGAUGCAGGCUCUCCAUCUUCACCACCAGCCAGGCAGAUGCAGGCUCUCCAUCGCCACCACCAGCGGGUCUGGUCAGCCGACAGGAAGGAAUGAGUAUGAAAUUCCAGGAACAAGAGAAGAACAAAAGAUCAGAGCUGAAGACCUGAAGUGCUUGCUUUUUGCCCAUUGA
Molecule: messenger RNA, 723 nt
Organism: Equus caballus (horse)
Lineage: Eukaryota; Metazoa; Chordata; Mammalia; Perissodactyla; Equidae
Source: RefSeq, a predicted model, not a curated record